AUGGCGACGCCCACACUGCGUUGCGACCAGAGCCACUACACUGUGCGCAUCCCACCGCCGGUCCCAAUCGCGUUCGCUACGACGCGGCCUGCGCAGCAGUGGACAGUGACAAACAAUCAUCUACGAACAGAGCCCGUUUCCAUAUUUAGAAAAGCUACAGAUCUCGACUACUACCCCAUACUGCCCAAGAUCUCGUCGCUCCUAAAGAACAGCAGUACCAACGGAGAGCCAAGGAAUCUACAAUGUCGAAUUGACAAAGAGACCAUGGAAAUUCGCAAGCGGAAACUACCGAGGCCUUUACUGAACUACGAGCCAGGUGUAAUCAGAUCUCCACGCAUCGUCAUGGCCACGCAACAGCGAGAGGGUAGAUCACAGGAGCCACGAGCACGCUGUGUCUCUCCAUCAGCUCUUGACUGGGACUACCACACGCCUCUGUCUGCAGCGCGAAAUAUGCCCACCACUGUCAACAUCCCCACCGUCUCAAGUGAUGUCUACCAAGACGGACGAGCGGCAACUCCUGUGUCCCGUACAGAGGUGACACCACCGCUCUCGUCUACCCCGGUAAUGCAUCAAGGGCGCAGUGACAUCAUAGAACGUCGUCCGUUGUACCAGCACGAGAUCCACACUCCAGCCGAGAUUCCGGUCCUUCCUCGUUACCACGAGACCCACUCAAAGAGAACCAAUAGGACUCUCAAACCACACACAUACCCAGUUCCAGUUCACUAUACCCGACACGAGGAAGAGAUCGAGACGAAUACUCAGAAACGACGUCGUGUGACUCCCUCUCCUCGUCACCCUCUGUACGAGUCCGAGUACGGCCUGACUGUCCUAGAGACUUCCAAGCCGCUGAUGCAUUCACGUUAUCCUCUUAGUAUGCGGUCUAUUAGUCCAGGAACGGACGACCCAGCGUCUCGAUUGCGCUACAUCCGAUCCGACUCGAAUGAUUUCGACAAAGUCAGCGCGUCAAUCUCUAUCCGCUACAACGAGGGCGAAAAGGGAUUGAGAACAACUGAGAUACGAGCUCCACGCACUGCGGAAGAUCGGGAGUCUACGUCCAUAGCGACAUUGGUGCUGAAAUCCAAAGAGUUUCUAAAUUCCAGCAACCUCGUACGCAAUCGUCACGAUGAGAUUGACUGGGUUGCAACGUUUCUAAAGGUUGGCUUCGACUCGACGAGUAUCUACGCGCUCAUGUGUCCCCUUCGCAAAGGCCGCUGGAAAUCCGAGGAAGAAAAGUACACGAUGGGGUUGCUACGUCUCAUUGAGAACGGUACGAUUCUCCUACGUCAUGGCCAGAGUAUUCGUGGCUACAUUGGCGAAAAGCUACACAGCGACGACAUGCGUGUACUAAAAAAACUGAGUAAUUGCAAGAUGUUCCACUUCGCCAAGCUCAUCAAUCCGAGGCUCGCAGAGGAGGAGAAACUCGACUUGAACGUGGAUGGUGCUCAAGAAAAGCUGGACCAACUUGAUCUACUCAAGGGCGAAUUCCUACGUUCUGUGCAGCUAGAGGCGCUUGUAGCAGUACGCAAACAUCUCAGCGAUAACUCCCUACGCGAGUUACUCAACACCCAUGACGAGUAUGCAUUGUAUUCCUGCCUUCUGUUGUGGAUAAAAGCGUUCAAACGCAAUGUGCAUUUGGCCUUCCAUCUUGGUUUCAAUUGCAAUAUCUUAAUGAAGCGAGCUGAAGGUGUCAUUAAAAGCGACGAGGUGGAUCCAUCUGGACUGCGUAGAUGCACAUUCACAGUGCAGAUUGAUGCCGCAGUGGAACAUGGAGCGUUUGAAGCACCAGGCUUCCGCUUUCGCUUCCUUGAUGGCUCCAGAAAGCAGACGAGUGCCAUUGGCUCUGGCCAUGGAUGGACACGACUUCAAGACAAUGAGGCAUCGGAAUCUUCAGAAUGUUUCCGCUUUGAGCAGAGUUAUCCUGAUGUUGCAGUCUCCGAGUCACUCGCGAUGGCUGUAGAUGAAGACCCAAUUUUGUCAUUUUUUCUGUUUGAUCACCCUGGUCUCGCGAAUACUGGAACCACUCCACGUACACAGGGGAAGGAAGUUAAGCCUUCUACUGCAAAAGCACCCGCCGCAGCUGCACCAGUACCGAGUUUACCAGUUGAAUUUACUCCAAAAGCGUUUGCAGGGAUCUACGAAAUGGACGUCAGUAGUCUGCUCUCAGGUGCACUUCGCAUCAAGCAGGUGUGGACCGGCAACGUCCAGUCUGGGAACGAGACACAACUGCCUACCCAAAGUCUCUGCUUGAUACCGUCAACAUCUGGUCUUAAAUACCUCUCCAUCCAGGUUACUGUAGAUCAACCAUUGCUGACAGGAGGACUACUGAAAAAACUUAACCCUAUCACGAUCACUAUCGGAACGGGACGUCGAUUGCCUGGAGCAGUGAGCCAAGGGAUCGGAACGAGAUCGCCACACUCACCUCUUCAUCGCUACUGCAAACCAGCCUUCGCUUUGAUACAUUUCUUCCAAGAUCAGCUCCAUAGCGUAGCAACGAAUUCCUCCACUCCCAGAUCUCGUCACUCUGUACCCCGGCUUUUGUUGACUCCAGGACAGCGCCAGAGCGAUACGAUACGAUGGAACUCGAGCUUGACGCUGCUCUGUGGUCGCUUCAACCCCUUGGAACUCAUUGAUGCCAUUCGAUUUGGAGCGCUUACCGUGGAGAUUCGAGAUAGAGACUUAAAGCAGGAGGGAACACUGGCACGAUUCCAGUUAAAGUGGGAGAGUUUGUACACCACAGGCGUGGAUCCUGGCGAGCAACAGCAAUUUAACCCGAUCACGUCUCGUAGCACACCUCGCAGCGACGCAGACCCUGGAAGUCCUGCCCCCACAGCAGCUAAACCGAUGGACCUGCCAGAAGUGGACGAAAUUGCGCGUAGUGAUUGGAGACUAAUGCUCGCAAAUUCCGGUCGACUGUUUCCAUACGGACUGGGCACUUUUCGCCUUACGGAGCUUCUCAACACGGCAAAGCAGUGGAUGGGUGGGAUGCAAGCGGACAGUGACAGACCGUACAUGACUCUAAAGCUCACAACAGACAUUAUCUCCAAGAAGCGGCGUGCGAGUCCACUUGGAACUGCCACGUUGAGUGAAGAAAGCGAGCUCCCAGCAACAGUUGACUUGUCACCACUAGAGAAAGUCAUUCGUGAGCCUGGUGCCUAUAUCUCCACUGGUGCCUCACUCAGUAUCAAUGUAGUGCUACAAUCUCCAAUCGAAACAGUCGGCACAGAUUCAGUUGGGGUGCAAACCACGCCGAUCGACACUGAGAUUCCAUCCCCCGAAGAUGCCAAGACUGCCUUGAAAUUCUCUAGGAUGGCCGUGAUCAUUCCUUACAAAGACAACGCUACACUUGGAGAGGUGACAAAAGCCAUGACGACCGUCAACUUGCAGGCACUUCCUGGUGUCCCGAUUCGCUCGUAUCAAAUGACGGAAUCUGAGAAGAUGGACUGCGAAACUGGAGCCUUGGACGUCAUCACGGGGACUCAAAUCAUCGACAGCCAAUAUCGCAUGAUCAUCGUGGAAGGUCUUGCAGAUAAAGGCAUGAAAUAUUUGCAUGAGCAGCUUCAACGCAAGGGCCCAAACGACCCGGUAGGAUACCGUAUGUUCUGCAAUGAAGAGCUCCGGUUCACACGACGACUGUACACCGUCUUCGAGAUCGAUUUGAAGCGGAUCAAACUUCGUUAUCCGCUCUCUGUGCUCAUGAAAACACCGGACAUUUACAUGCGAGCCAAAGUCUCUGAAAACUGUCACCAGGCUCUAGCUCGUCUCGCAGAUAUGCGCAAAAUCCAGCGUCUUAUUGAAGUGAAACACCUGGAUCUCUUCCCCACAGCGCAAAUGUUGCUCGAAGUUGAGAGCAAGUAUGGAGAGAGCAUCACACUGGAAGAUAUCCACGGAACAAGGAAUGAAUCCUCUAAGUCAGAGACGAAUAACACAGGAGAGCGCACUUCUUCACAAGAAGAAAUAAAGAACCCAACUGGAUCCACUCGACACCAUACCAAUAAGUUGAAAGCACCCACAGACUCAACAAAUGCCAGCUUCGAGCAGUCCCGACGGAAUCGAGUAGAUAAAAACUUCCUCUUGGAACGCAAAAAGCACGCGGAGCUCCUUCAGGCCGAAUAUGCCGAGAGAAAACAGGCUGAAAUGCUUGAAGACACCUUGCAAGGACCAGUUUAUCUCUACAGCGGCCAAAAGCUUCGGACCCAAGACAUCCUCCAAGAUAAGCUGCGCGAACAAUUGUCUAAAAAUCGUCACGCCACGUACACAUACAGUCGUGACUUCCAGUCGCUUGCACUCAGCAUGGUCAAUCCAGAAGCGCUACGGCAGACUGAAGAACAGGAGAACCGCAAAAAGUGGACGACUCAGCGUGGAUUCAUCUACCCAGCGCCUCGACAGCCAAGUGAGUACAAGAAACACCCCAACGCUCCCAGUGAAGCUCGCUGCGAAGACCUCAGACAGCCAUUUGUUGAUAAUAUCAACCAUCCAAAGCCAGUUUCCAGAGACUCGAGCGAACCUGGCAGUAGAAAGUGCCCAGAAUUCUCCACAUUGCCCUCCAAGGACAUGGUAUUCGGCGGAACCAACGGAGACGGCACAGUGAAUCCCGACUACUUCCGAAGUGUCCAUCUGUGCGGCGAAGGCCUCCGUCUCGAGAUGGAAGAAGCGCUUAAGAAGGAGCAAGACGAGUGGGAACGUCGACUUGUCGUGGACAAGAAGCAACUCAAGUUCCUCGCCCACGGUAGCAUCUGCAGUCAGCCUCGGGAUAAACCGUCUCAGCUCGAUAAAAUCUCCGACAUCCUGAGAGGUCCAGCCCAUUCCAAGCCUAUUCGUAUCGUCAAGAACGCCACAUUGCCCAGCGGGAAGCGCGUGCCAUUGGAAAAGACACCCGUCACGAUUCAUAACCACGAGAAAUACGUUGGCUGCGUUGCUGCCACGUUCGCGAGCACUCUCCGUCCUUCAGACAACAACCAGUUUGUGGCGACUGACGCCUUAUCGGGUAAACCACAGGACUUCUUGUUCCCAUCAACGUCGAAUAUCUUGACUCCACCUGUCAAGAAAUUUGUUACUCGAAAGGAGAUUGUGCCAGUGCGUGAGACCGAGAAGAGGGGACUCAUUUGGAGAAACGAGUGA
Molecule: messenger RNA, 5118 nt
Organism: Phytophthora nicotianae INRA-310
Lineage: Eukaryota; Oomycota; Peronosporomycetes; Peronosporales; Peronosporaceae
Exons: 5
Coding region: 1-5118 (1705 amino acids)
Source: RefSeq, a predicted model, not a curated record